AUGUAUUAAGACUCAAGUAAAAAUUAAAGCUUUUUAGAGAAAGUUGACAUUUUUGGAAUAAGCAUAGCUAUAAGAUUUAGCCAUUUACCUAGGCAUAAUACUCGCUUUGGUGGAUUAAUAACUAUUUCCAUAUUAGCUAUCAUUUUAUUUUAGCUCAUAUAAACUCUAAUAAACAUCUUUACUUAUAAUUCUCCCUAAGUAAUAUAAUCAGAUGAUUAUGUAUUUGAGCCAGAGCCUUUUGAAAUAACACCAAAGACAUUUAACCUAGCGAUGGGACUUUAAGAUGAAAAUUUCAACUAGUUUUAUGAUGAAAAAAUAUACCAGGUUAAAGCGACUUAAUAAACGCUGCAAAAAGUAUUUAAUUCUACUUCUAAUUAAUAUGAUCCUAUUUGGACUUACGAAACUUUGAAUAUAUCAACAUGCUCAUAAAAUAACUUUCAAAUCUAAGAAAUCAAAAGUUAUUUUCUUGGUAUUUCUUAUCCAGUCAUGUAUUGUUUCGAUGUAAAUGAAGAUAGAGCCAAAAUUUAAGGUGAAUUUUCUGCUAAUAUCUAUAAAGCUAUAGAAAUUGAUUUUAUAGAGUGUGUAGAUAAAGAUUACUGUGCAUCAGCUGAAGAGAAGGCAAAAUAUCUAACAAACCCAACACUAGGGUUGUUCUUUUCUAACAAAAUUGUAUAGAUUCAAAAUAAGGACAAUCCAUACAAUUCUGUAGGAAAAAAUCUAUACUGGCUUAGUGGUCCUUCUUUUUAAAAAUACAUUACAUUAAACCUAAUGAAUGCAUACAUUAACUCUGAUUUUUCUUUGUUUGGUACUUCAAAGUCUACUUAAAGGAUAGUUUAAUUUAGUUCUUACUAAGAACAGGUAGUCCCAAGAACAAAUCCAGUAAUGUUCAGACUUUUAUUAGUCUAUGAAAAAAAUAGAGAAGUGAAUUACUAUAGAAAAUAUAUUAAAAUAGAUUAGGCAUUUUCUUAGAUUGGAGGUAUGUUUAAUCUUCUAUUAACGAUCGGAUUUUUAAUUUGCAAACCUAUUUCUUAGUUAGAGUUAAAUAGAAAGCUACUAAACUCUAUUUUCAACAUAAGUGACGGGAAAAAUAAAGAAGAUCAAACAAAUAUUAACCAAAGAAAAAGUAUGGACUAAAAAAAAAUUUCUUUUAUAGAAGAGCCUGUUCUUAAAAUUCAUGAAAUAGAUAAAUAAAAAGAAAACCUAACCUAAAAUAUCAAAAAUAAUUUGGAAAAUUAGUAAACAUUAGAAAUUUAAGAAUAAAUAAAAGAGUUUAAUCCUAAAAAUAGAAUAUAGUAAACUAAAAGAGAGGAAGUUAAGUUUUGUUAUUUUGAUAAUGAAGAGAAGACUUAACUUGAAAGGGCAUAUGAUGCUUAAAAAGCUUUCAAUAUCAUUAUAAAUGAGUAAAAAAAAUCUAAAUUAGAUGAAAAACUAAUUAGAAUGCUAGAUACUAAACUAAUUAACUUAUUUGCUGACAAUUCAUUUGAUGCAAACUCUGCUAAAGAAACUGAAGAUCCCAACAAGCAUUCAGAAAACAAAGAUUUCGAAAAUUUGAACAUAUCUAUUCUGACAAGAGCUAAAAAGAAGAGUAUUUUUAACAAUAAAUAAGCAACUAAGAAAUCAUAUAGAGAAGAAGUAUUAAAAUUAGAUUAUUCUUCAGAAAUGUAAGAACAAUAGUUUUAGAAAUUGAAUAAAUUUCAAAGCGUUCUUUACAAUUGCGAUGAAUAAGAAGAGGAGUAGUAAUAAUGUUAAAUAGAAUAUGAUAAAAAUGAAGCAAAAACAGAUGAUUUAUAGGUGAAAAAAACUAUUAAACCAAAAAUACCAUACCACUAGGAAAUUUCUUUUAAGAUUUUACAAAAAUAAUUGGAUGAUGAUUGA
Molecule: messenger RNA, 1875 nt
Organism: Tetrahymena thermophila SB210
Lineage: Eukaryota; Ciliophora; Oligohymenophorea; Hymenostomatida; Tetrahymenidae
Product: transmembrane protein, putative
Exons: 3
Biological process (GO): reciprocal meiotic recombination
Cellular component (GO): nucleus
Molecular function (GO): double-stranded DNA binding
Source: RefSeq, a predicted model, not a curated record